This is a messenger RNA of Stereum hirsutum FP-91666 SS1, 744 nucleotides long. RefSeq lists its product as uncharacterized. Bases 210 to 455 code for a protein of 81 amino acids. NCBI's taxonomy places the organism in Eukaryota, Fungi, Basidiomycota, Agaricomycetes, Russulales, Stereaceae. The record is from RefSeq and is a predicted model, not a curated record. The transcript has a single exon.
UGUGAGUCGAGUGAGAGAUUGUUCCAUGAUUUCAACAUGUGUUCUAAAGGCCUUGAGGCCUGAUCGGCACCGCUACCAGGCGGAUAGCGCUGCCUCGCCUCUCUGUUCUUGUUCCUCAAACGGAUAUCUCUCUGUUUAUCCUCGACAUCCUGCAAGGACGCUCUGAGCAGCAGGCCGAUCGUCUACAUGAGAUAUGUUGUUCUCCGACCAUGACUCUCUGCUCCUUGUGUUUCUUCUCGGAAUUGAAUAUUUUGCCAAGAAAUAACUUGGUCGCUCAAAAGGAUCGUUGGCCACAACACCGCCGCCUCCGCCUCUUGCCCGCCUUUUGCUACCAUCCGGUCUUGCACCCCUUGGAAAUUUUCUUUGAUCACCAGCCACUCCGGUGCCAGCUGCGAACCGACUCAGACAGACAAUCAGCUUGGACAGCGUACUUACCGUCACCAAGGCCGCAUUAGGCGCACUAUAGAAAAAGCCUAUCGCGAAUUGAAAUAUCAACACCUCCAACUGACACCCGACACCCACAGGCGCGCCUAUAUAAGGACUUGCACUGUUCCGCUCUUGUGCUCUUCAUCCAGCCAAGUGCUCUCUGUUGAACCCUCAUAGGCUUCAUUUAUUUCUGCCCUGCCCCUCUUCGUUCAUUUAGUUGAUUUAUACAACCCACGCGCACGACUCCACUCACUGCCCCUGUUACUCGUACCGCGACGCUGUGCAACACAAUCCACCGACCUUCUCUCGACGACACUC